Molecule: messenger RNA, 2322 nt
Organism: Malus domestica (apple)
Lineage: Eukaryota; Viridiplantae; Streptophyta; Magnoliopsida; Rosales; Rosaceae
Source: RefSeq, a predicted model, not a curated record
UGAUCAAACUGAUAGUCACCCUUAGGUCCUUCGGUCCUUUAGCUAUAUAUUUAGAAGCUGGCAAAUCUUCUUUCUCUUCUUUUGUCUUGUAACAGCUGUAAAUCUUGUUUUAAUGCCUUUGGUCAAAGUUUUUGACACUGAAAAUCUGUUCCAUCUUCACGUGGCAAAGAAGGCUUUGAACCUUCUUUUGAUUUUUACAGGAACUUUUCUUCCUUUAAUCACUCAUUUUUGUCAACAUAUGCACCUUUUCCUUGUUCCCUUGUCUCUUUUAUCCAAUAUGAUAGCUAUGUGUAUGGCUUUUUAAAGAAACAAACUUUUCUUCCUCAUCUUCUUCACGUGAAUGAUUUUUGAGAUGUCUCUCCCCUUGGAUUUUGAAUUCUUCAUUUUCUUUGGACUCUUAUCCAAAUAGUUUUUUUUUUAACAAAAGGCAUCCUCCAUGUUUUGUACCCGUGGGUAGCAAGAACAUAAAACAGAAUAAUUUCUUCUCUCUUUCUUGUGUUGCAUCUUUGUAUAUGUUAUUUCCUUGCUGUCCUAUUUCUCGGGACUUAAACUUAGAGCUUUGAAAUUGCACUUGACAAUCUGGCGAAGGAGUAGACUGUUUUAAAUUUUGGUUUAAAAUUUCACGGGGUGGUCUAGGCCACCCCGAAGAAAUUCAUGGGAUUCUUGGAGAUUAUCUCUGCUGCAGCUGGGGAGGAAGUCGGUGGAUUGUUCAGAGUCUCCACCUCCAUUUGAUUGGUGAAGGAAUAAAUGCAGAUGGUCAAAUUUGUACCCAGCGAGCUGUUGAUAAGGUCGGGAAAGAGUUUGCCGCGGGUCUAGGGUAUAAGCGUUCUUCUCCAUUGGCUUCACUUAACUACAACUUUUCUUUCAGUGAUCCCCCUACCUGGUUUCUUCCUUCCAAAGUGAACUCUGGUCAUCUUGAUUUUAUUCCGGAAGAUGGUACUAUCAAGGUUGGUCGGCAUCAGGGCGAUUUAUUUCAGGCUUAUACUCUGAUGAAAGUGAAUAAUGAGGCUGAUGGAGACACCAAGUUUAAAGUUGAUCCAAAUUUUUUUCCGCUUUUACACAGAAUGAUCCGAGAAAAGACAGAUUGGGGUUUGAGAAAAGAGUUUUUGCUUUCCGAGGUGGGAUUUGAUAAGUCUCCUGGCUUGCAAGCAGUUGGUCAGAGUUCUAGCCUUUCUAAAAAUAAGAAUACAAUGGCUGACCAGGAAUGCAAGGUUAUCUCGGAGUCUUCUUCACCAGGAUCUUCUUUAGGGAGUAGCCAUGAUGUGAAUUUUAAGCGUGCUCGUUAUGAGAAUUCUGAUGGUCCUGGUGGUGUGGAUAUUGAAACUGUGACUGCUGCAGAUAAUUUUACUCCAGAAAUUAUCCCUGGAAACUUAAGUACACCAUCUGUGAAGGUAACGAACCAGCCUUGUAGGGGAAAGUCAGCUGCCUAUCUGUCAAAUGAAGUUGCACCAUCAUCCUUGCAAGAAGUGACGGCAUCCAUCCAUGCUUUGUUUGGCUCGGAGGUGAGCAAUUUUAGGCAAGGAUAUAUUAUUAGUGAAGUAGAGAAUAUUUUUGUCAAGCUUUCCUCUUGCAACUCACCUACAGAAAUUCUUGGCUGCCAUGAGGAAGUGAAUUUGGUGCUUGAUGUUUUGGUUCCCAUCAUUAACAUUUUGGAAUCUGGUCGAACAGAGCUCGAGUGGUUUGUCAAAACCGUUCGCCAUAUUUUUGCAUGUGCUUCACAAAUUUCUGAUAAUGCCAAGAUUAUUGAUCAAGGUAAUCAUAUUCGCGAUUUGCUUCAUUGUCAUGAUGAGUGUUUGUCAACUAAGAAGGCCUUCGAGUCCGAGUUAAACAAAUCCAUUCAGGAGCUUAAGAAAAUUGAAGCUGAGGAACUGCCUGUUAAAGAAGCAGAGGAGAUCGCUCGUGUUCUUCGCCAGCAAUAUGAUUCUGGAAAACAUGCUGUCAAACGUCGAGUGAGUGAUCUUAAAGCUUCUAUUGAGCGACAAAAGAAAUUGGAUGUGGAGCUUCGUCAGUCUCGAGCUGAUACAAAUGAAGGGCUCCUUCCGGAUGUUGAGCGUGCUGAAGUUUUGAACAAAUCUGCAGAAGAAAGAAUCUUGAACUCGAUUGCCUCCCUGCUCCACUUUUGCAGUAAACCGGAGUAGGGAUCCAUGUGUUUUUCUUUCUAUUUUGCACUCCUGCUAUUUGGGAUAUUUAUGUUGGCCUUUCCUUUUUUUUUCGCAGACUCUUUUGAGCAAACUUGGUUGAUAAUAAUGGGUUCAUUGAACCAGAAUAUUUGAGAUUUAUCUGAAUUUUUUUUAUGUUAUUCAAACCAUAUUCCUUUACCCA